This is a messenger RNA of Cetraspora pellucida, 951 nucleotides long. Lineage: Eukaryota; Fungi; Glomeromycota; Glomeromycetes; Diversisporales; Gigasporaceae. The record is from the annotation of a GenBank genome assembly.
AUGGGAGUAGAUUUUGAUUUUGCUCAAGGGCAUUGUAGUAUUUCUUCAUAUAUAGGACAUGGUUACAUUGAAAUGGCAUGGUCCUCUCAUAUCAAAGGUUCAGAUUUUAAUCGAAUAAUGGCUCAGGUUAGAGACUAUCCUGAUGCAACAACUGAAGUAAUAGAAUCACCAAACUCAAAUGCUAAUAGGAGAAUGUUUUUUGGUCCAAUGGAAGAUAGAUAUGAAUAUGUUCGCUUAUUUCAAGAUAUAAAUUUUAAUCAAAAUAAAAUAGAAUUACAUGAUAUUGCGAUAAAACUUGAAAUAGUAUUAUAUCAUCGUCAAGGCAUAAAAGAUACUUUUGAUUUACCACAAGACCAAGGCAACAUAGCAAGGAUUACACCCGUUAUAUCAGAACUUUUAAAAUUAAAAUUUUACGUGAUUGAAAUUUGUGAUCAUCCAACAGCAGAACAAAGAAAUCCUGGAAUAGGAGAUAUACUUUUAGAUCGAGAUAUGCAUAAUGUUCAAUUUCAUGAAUAUAUUAAUCCUAUUCUAGAAUAUAAAGAGGAUAUCUCAUGUCAUGGUUGCAAAUUUCAAACUCAUAUUAUAGAAUUUUGUGUAGAUUUUAAUAAAAUGAAAGUCUGUAAAUUUGAAAAUGAUGAUAGAAAUGCUGCCACAACUUUUAACAAAGGAAAUCUUGCACUAAUUAUAAUUGUUGACUAUUUUGAUCAAAUGUAUAAAUUUAAAAGAGCAAGAGGUGAUGCUAAUGCUAUAAAAUUAGGAGAAAAUUUUAGUAAAGUGCGAAGUGAUAGUGGUAUACCAUUAUUUGUUACAUCUUUUAGAAUGAAAACGACUUGGAAACCUGACUUUGAUUCUAGUAAUCCAAUAGCUAGCUUUAUGGAACUCGUAGAAAAAUGUUGUAAAAAAAAUGAAGAUGAAAAAAUGGGAGAUGCAAAUAAAGAGAAAGAAAAUUGA